AUGUGGAUUUGGGGACAAUCUGAGGACAAUGGGGGGUGGCUCUGGGGACACCCUGGGGACACCCUGGGGACACCUCGGGGACACCGGGAGGGGGUGGCCUUGGGGACACCCCGGGGACACCCCGAGGACACCCCGGGGACACCUCAGGGACACCCCGGGGCCGCCUCUCCCGGGCAGGACGUGCUGUCCCUGCUGGUGUCCCCCGGCUCGGCGGUGCCCACGGGGGUCCUGGUGCCCGCGCCGGGCCCCCCCCUGGCCGCGCUGGCGGCGGGGCUGGCGGGGGCCGUGCCCGUCCCGUACCCCCUGGAUGAGGCCCGGGAAGGGGCCCCGGACGUGGCCGCGAUCCGCCGGGAGCUGCGGGACGCGCGGGGCCGCUGCACCCCCAAAGUGCUCUGGGUCGGCAACCCCGGGCACCCCACGGGCCCCGCUCUCAGCCUCCCUUCCAUGCUGGCCCUGCUGUCUCUGGCGUUCGAGGAGUCGCUGCUGCUGCUGGCGGACGAGGUGGGGCAGCCCCAGUGCCCCCAGUGCCCCCAGUGCCCCCA
This is a messenger RNA of Lepidothrix coronata (blue-crowned manakin), 542 nucleotides long. RefSeq names its product alanine aminotransferase 1-like. Gene Ontology annotation, molecular function: L-alanine:2-oxoglutarate transaminase activity; pyridoxal phosphate binding. Gene Ontology annotation, biological process: biosynthetic process. The transcript is spliced from 2 exons. The annotation marks the transcript as partial. NCBI's taxonomy places the organism in Eukaryota, Metazoa, Chordata, Aves, Passeriformes, Pipridae. The record is from RefSeq and is a predicted model, not a curated record.